AGUACGAUACAUAUAUACAUGCGUGAUCAUCUAAACUUGGCAUAGAGCUAGCUAAAGUAUGAUUAAUUGUUAAAAAAUAUUCUAUUAAUAUUACAGAGAAUUUACAAAAAAGAUUUAAUACAAAAUAUCUUGUGUUCAUAAUAAAAUACUGUUGAUUGUUAUAAACGAGUAAGGUUUUUUUUUAUUUUCAUGAGAUUUCAUUGAAACAAAUAUUUUGCUGAAUGUAUGAAAAAAGAUAUGUUCAAAUUCUUAUUAUUGUAAGCUUAUGUUUUAUCGAACAUUUUCAAUAAGAUAAUAUAAUUACUUUAUUUAACUGAGAUAAUGGCAACAUCUUUGUCAGCAUAUUGGGUAAAGUUCUUCAAAGGAGCUGGCUUUCCACAAGAUGUUGCAACUAAACAUGCGGUUGUAUUUUCUAACAAUCGUAUUAAACCAGACAUGUUGCCAGAUUUGGAUAAGCCUAGUCUUAAAGAAAUGGGAAUUACCUUAAUGGGAGAUAUGAUUGCUAUACUAAGAUAUGCUAAAAAAGUUGUAGAAGAAACUACAUGUGAAAAAUUUCUUGUAGACACUGAAGAUCCAGAUACUCCACCUAAACUUGUUAAUAAACCAAUAAUUAAAAAAGCUGUAACAAAAGUAACUGCUAAACCUCCUGGUAUAAUUAAAACAAAGCCUUCUGCUGUAACUACUUCAAAAAUAAUGAAAAACACAUCUACCAUGGUUCCAAAGAUAAUAACUGUGAAAAAAUCUAGUGUGGGUUUACCUGAAAGUAAAAAGAAUACAAGUUCUUUGAAAAGGACAUUGGAAUCUGAGGAAGAAUAUGAUGGUGGUCAUGAUGGUGACUGGAAAAUUGUUGCUAAAAAGAAACCAAAGCCACAAACUAAUGAUGAAGAUAAUGAAAAAGUAGGAUAUACAGUGAUACUACCAAAAAGAACAACUUUGAGAACUCCAUCAACUAAAAAAAUAGUUGAGCCAAAGCGGACAGUAUUUGACAGAUUAGGAGAUAGUUCAGUAACUAGUACAACCAAUUUGCCUGAUACCUCUCCCACUUUUAAUGUUACUGGAUUGGGUAAAGAUAUAUAUAAAAGAACAAUAAGUGUUUUCAAUCGUCUUGGUGAUAAAGAUGCAAAAAAAAAUGACACACCGCAAUUAGGAAUAUUAAAGAAUGGUACUACUAAGAUGACCUCACAGGGUAUUCUAAAAAAUAGUAGUUCUAAUAUAGGAACAUCUGGCAUAGCUAAAAAGAAGGUUCUUACUGCAGGCACAAUGCGUGCUGAUCAAGAAGUUAAUAUGAAAACUGCUUCAAAUAGUGUUAAGCAAUUAGUACGUACAACUAAAAAAAUUACUUUCAAUGAAAAUGCAUCAAACAUGACCAAAAAAAGAAAUACUGAAGUAACAUCUGGCAAACUAGCUUCAGAACGACUUACCACAUUACCAGCAAAAGCAAGACUAGGUGUAUUUAGAUCAAGUAGCGCGAAACAGGUUACUUUCAAUAGAGUUGCAACUGUUACACAUGUUAAAAAAGCAGAUGUUUUUAGUCGUCUUGGAAUUUAAAGAGAAAUUAAACUCAUCAUUGGAACAUUAUUUCUAAUUACAUAUACUUUGUACAAAGUGAUAUUAUUUUUUGUUCUGUAAAGAGUAUACUGUAUACAUAUGUUUUAAUAUAAAAAUCUAUAAAACUUCUUAAAAACAAACUAGGUAAUAUUCUUCACAAUUUACAUAAAAAAAAUUAACUUUUUUAAUAAUAUAAUAUAGUGAAAUGAUAACUUAAAAUCACGCAAACGAAAUAAGAUUUAAGUUAAACUAAAAAUCGCAUUAUAAUAUACA
This is a messenger RNA of Vespula vulgaris, 1821 nucleotides long. RefSeq lists its product as uncharacterized. The record is from RefSeq and is a predicted model, not a curated record. The transcript is spliced from 3 exons. NCBI's taxonomy places the organism in Eukaryota, Metazoa, Arthropoda, Insecta, Hymenoptera, Vespidae. Gene Ontology annotation, cellular component: nucleus. The coding region runs from base 322 to 1548 and encodes 408 amino acids.